Molecule: messenger RNA, 423 nt
Organism: Symbiodinium sp. CCMP2456
Lineage: Eukaryota; Dinophyceae; Suessiales; Symbiodiniaceae
Source: the annotation of a GenBank genome assembly
GAUCCAGACCUCCGCCAGCUCAAACGUAUCCUUUUGGAGGCAUGGUUCCCCGACAGGCUUCAUGAGCUUGAUGCGCCAGAGGAUGAUCCGGAGUCCGCCGGUGAUGGAGAGGAUUACAAUCUUGAUGAGGAGGGUGAUUUGGAGGGUGAAGGUGGGGCAGAAGGGGGUGAACGUCCCGUAGAAGAGAUGGAGGAGGCCGGUGGCCUCGGCGACGAGGCUGAUGCUGCGGCCGAAGCCAUGGAGGUGGAUGGUAAAGGCGAUGGUCCGGUAGAGGAGGAUGAUGUGCUGGUGCUAUCCGACGAAGAAAACAAUACGCCGCCGCACAAGCCAGUUAGAAUGCUUUCUCGUUCUGGCUCCAAACUUGACGCGCCCGUGGCCCAGCGACUUCAUUUUCUGAAGAUGCAGCUUGCAGCUGUGAAGUGA